This is a messenger RNA of Stylonychia lemnae, 804 nucleotides long. NCBI's taxonomy places the organism in Eukaryota, Ciliophora, Spirotrichea, Sporadotrichida, Oxytrichidae. The record is from the annotation of a GenBank genome assembly.
AUGAGUUCUGCUAUUGGCAUACCUAUUCUAGGGAUUUGGACUAUUGGAUUUCCUGCUUUUGUUUUUACAAGGCUAUUGAAACUAAGAGGCAAAUUAAAUGAGCAGAUAAAUCUUAAAUUAUAUGGAUUAUUUUAUGUAGGACUGAAUGAUUCUACAUUCUACUGGGAGAUAAUUCUAGUUAACUUAAGGAAAUUUAUUAUAAUUGCAACAGGGACAUUCGUUACCAAGGAAAAGCAGUAGAUGAAAAUUCUUGUUUUGUUUGGUGGACUUUUCUUUGUAGAUAGUGAAGUAUAGAAAAAUGAUUCGUUACUUACAGGUCUUUUCUUUAUGAUUCUACUUUAUAACGCAUACUUUUUACUGAACUGGGUGGUUAGAUUUAUGCUUAUCUUAUUGAGAAUACAUGCUCAGAAAUUCAAGAGAUUCUAAUCCCUUGGUAAGUAUAUUGAAAAGAUAGUUACUUAUGAGCAAGACCUCUAAAUAUACAUGGGUAAAAUAGAAGAAGAAAAGAAGAAAAAAGUGGUCUAAAAUGAGUUAGCAUAAAAUACUUAGAUAUAGUCUGAAUCUGGAGUUCAUUAUGCAGCCCAUAAAUUGGAGCAUAUAGCAGAUUAAGUUCAUAAUGUAUACUUGGAUGAAAUAGAAUAGAAAAGCUAAACAUAUCACUAAUCUAAAGGCUAUGAAACAUAUUAAAAAGAUAAAACUUAGAGCUCAAAAGAGAAUAAAGGAAUCUAAUGGAGAGAGUGGCUCUUCAAUAUUUACCAAUAAAAAAUAUAAAAAGAAAAAUUAAUCUCCCUCCUUAGCUAAUGA